Molecule: messenger RNA, 511 nt
Organism: Manis pentadactyla (Chinese pangolin)
Lineage: Eukaryota; Metazoa; Chordata; Mammalia; Pholidota; Manidae
Gene: CXCL9
Product: C-X-C motif chemokine ligand 9
Exons: 4
Coding region: 60-440 (126 amino acids)
Biological process (GO): chemokine-mediated signaling pathway; cellular response to lipopolysaccharide; neutrophil chemotaxis
Cellular component (GO): extracellular region
Molecular function (GO): CXCR chemokine receptor binding; chemokine activity
Source: RefSeq, a predicted model, not a curated record
AAGAAUCUCAAGCUUGAAAUCCAAUACAUGAGUUAACUCAGUAGAACCAUUCCACCACCAUGAAGAAAAGUGGUAUUCCUCUCCUUUUGGGUGUCAUCUUCCUGACUCUGAUUGGAGUUCAAGGAGCCCUAAUAAGGAGGAACAGACGGUGUUUCUGCAUCAACACCAGCCAAGGGAUGAUCCACUUAAAAUCCUUGAAGGAACUUAAACAAUUUGCCCCAAGCCCUUCUUGUGAGAAAACUGAAAUCAUUGCUACAAUGAAGAAUGGGAUUCAAACAUGUCUAAACCCAGAUUCAGCAGAUGUGAAAAAAUUGAUUAAAGAAUGGGAGAAACAGGUCAGCCAAAAGAAAAAGCAGAGGAAAUGGAAAAAAUCUCAAAAAAACAGGAAGGUUCUGAAGGUUAAAAAAGCUCGACAUCCUCACCAGAAGAAGACUGCAUAAAUGACUACUUUACUAACAAGUAUUUUGUGUUUAAAAGAUUCUUCUUAAUUAUACUGAAAUAAUUCCAAAAA